Messenger RNA from Papaver somniferum (opium poppy), 3494 nucleotides. RefSeq names its product protease Do-like 7. Gene Ontology annotation, molecular function: protein binding; serine-type endopeptidase activity. Lineage: Eukaryota; Viridiplantae; Streptophyta; Magnoliopsida; Ranunculales; Papaveraceae. The record is from RefSeq and is a predicted model, not a curated record. Gene Ontology annotation, biological process: proteolysis. The transcript has 24 exons. The coding region runs from base 4 to 3306 and encodes 1100 amino acids.
CAAAUGUUGAUCCACUUUAUAAAGGAAAUUUUGCAACUACUGAAGAUUAAUUCUUGGUUUAGAACAAAUUCUGCAAGUGCUGAAGAUUGGAGAAAAGCAAUAUCUAAAGUUGUACCAGCUGUAGUUGUUUUGAAAGUUACAGCAUGUAAAGCAUUUGAUACUGAAUGUGCAGGUUACAGUUGUGCUACAGGGUUUGUUGUUGACAAGAAACGAGGAAUUAUACUUACUAAUCGUCAUGUCGUCCAAUCUGGCCCUGUGGUUGCUGAAGCUAUGUUUGUUAACAGGGAAGAAAUUCCAGUUUUCCCUAUCUACAGAGAUCCAGUCCAUGAUUUUGGUUUCUUUCGUUAUGAUCCUGAUACCGUGCAAUUUCUGAGCUAUGAAGAGAUUCCUCUAGCACCUGAAGCUGCGUCAGUCGGACUGGAGAUUAGAGUUGUGGGUAAUGAUAGCAAUGAACAGGUAUCAAUUCUGACUGGGACACUAGCUCGUCUGGAUAGAGACGCACCCCGGUGCAGAUAUGAUGGUUACAAUGACUUCAAUACGUUCUACAUGCAAGCUGCAUCUGGGACAAAGGGGGGUUCAAGUGGUUCCCCGGUCGUGGACUGGCUAGGAAGAGCAGUGGCCUUGAAUGCAGCAGGAAAAGAGGAAAGCGCUUCAGCAUUUUUUCUGCCCUUAGAGCGCGUUGUGAGGGCGUUAAGUUACAUUCAAAAGAGUAAAGACUCGUGUGGAAGUGGAUGGGGGUCUGUAACUAUUCCUCGUGGUACACUUCAGGCAACGUUUCUUCAUAAGGGCUUCAAUGAAACACGUGGGAUUGGACUCACUAGUAAAACAGAACAGAUGGUCAGGCACGCAUCACCAGCUGGCGAGACAGGAAUGCUUGUCGUUGACUCUGUGGUGCCAGAUGGCCCAGCCCAUAAACUGUUGGAGCCAGGUGAUGUUCUUGUCCGGGUAAAUGGAGAGGUUAUUACUCAUUUCUUAAAAUUGGAGACUUUACUUGAUAAUAGCGUGGACCAGAAGAUUGAUUUGCUGAUUGAAAGGGGUGACAGUUCAUUAAUUGUAAAUAUAAAGGUUCAAGAUCUGCAUUCCAUCACUCCGAAUUCUUUCUUGGAAGUAAGUGGAGCAGUAAUCCAGUCUCUUUCUUACCAUCAGGCUAGGAAUUUUCGCUUCAAAUGUGGUCUAGUGUAUGUUACCGAACCAGGAUACAUGCUUUCUAGAGCGGCUGUUCCUCGCCAUGCCAUAAUAAAGAAAUUUGCAGGGAAGGAGAUAUUAAAGCUGUAUGACCUAAUAUCGGUGCUAUCUGAGCUCUCUAAGGGUGCCCGAGUUCCUUUGGAAUAUAUAAGCUAUUGGGAUCGUCAUCGCAGCAAGUCUGUCUUGGUCACUGUUGACCAGCAUGAAUGGUAUGCGCCUCCUCAGAUAUAUACCCGUGACGAUAGUAUUGGUUUAUGGACAUCAAGACCUGCAUUGCCUCAUCGGCCAAUGUUUUUGUCAUCAAGUAUCAAAUGUCACAGAAAUACACAACCAUCUGAAACUAAUUUGUUGACUACAAGUGAGGCUGCCAGGAUAGCACCUAGAGUUCAAGAUGCAAAAAAAAUCUGGACGGAUGGUUUAUGUAGAAAUGUGGUUACUGAUGAACAUGUUGGGGAGGAGAGACAUUUCCGGGUAGAAUCUAAUGUUGGGACCAAGAAGCAACGACUGGAUGAUUAUUUGUCUCUUGAGGACCGCUCCAUACAUGAAACUGUGGAGGAAAGGUUGGCGGACACAAGAUAUCUAGAAAAUGCUGGCCGUGUAGAAGAUUCAGGAGGUGCAACAGCUAAUGCUUCAGUUGCUGAACGAGUAUUAGAGCCAACUCUUGUCAGGCUUGAAGUUCAUGUGCCACUGUCGUGUCAGGUGGAUGGGGUGGACUCCCAAGACUUUUCUGGAACUGGUGUUAUUGUUCAUCAUUCCCAAAGUAUGGGUUUGGUUGCUGUUGACAAAAAAACGGUUCCUGUAUCUGCUUGUGAUGUAAUGCUCUCCUUUGCUGCAUCUCAUAUCGAAACUCCUGGGGAGGUUAUUUUCCUCCACCCUGUUCAUAAUUAUGCUCUCGUUGCGUAUGAUCCUUCCUCUCUAGGUGUUGCAGGUGCCUCAGUUCGUGCUGCUAAACUUUUACCUGAACCUGCUUUGCGGAGCGGUGAUUCAGUGUUUCUUGUGGGUUUGAAUAAAAGUCUGCAAGCAACGUCGAGGAAAUCGAAUGUUACCAAUCCUUCUGCUGUAUUGGAGAAUUGCUGGCCUGAUGACUGCCCAGGGUACAAAGCAACCAAUAUGGAAGUCAUCGAACUUGAUACCGAUUUUGGUAGAUCAUUCACGGGUGUGCUCUCUGAUGAGCGUGGAUUUGUUCAAGCUAUGUGGGGAAGAUUUUCUCAGAUGAGCUUUAGUGUUCGAGGAAUUCCUAUUUAUGCAGUCAGUGAAGUUCUUGACAAGAUUACACAUGGUGGCAGGGGACAACUUCUACAUAUGAAUGGCAUCACAAGGCCAAUGCCUCGUCUUAGAAUCUUGGAUGCUGAACUUUAUCGGAUUUUACCUUCCAAAGCCAGGAGUUUUGGAUUGAGUGACAGUUGGAUCCAAGCUCUUGUGAAAAAAGAUCCAAUACGGCGUCAAGUGCUACGUGUUAAAGGGUGUUUGGCUGGAUCAAAAGCUGAAAACAAAUUAGAACAGGGCGACAUGGUCUUAGCAAUCAACAAAGAGCCCAUUACAUGUUUCCAGGACAUAGAAAGGGCUUGCCAAGGGUUGGAUGAAUCUGAAGAGAACAAUGGUGCACUUAAUAUGACAAUUUUCCGGGAUGGACAAGAAAUUGAUGUUAGUGUGGGGACUGAUUUUAGAGAUGGCAGCGGCACUACACGAAUGGUGCACUGGUGUGGAUGUAUUGUUCAAGAACCUCACUCAGCAGUCCGUGCACUUGGGUUUCUUCCCGAAGAAGGGCAUGGCGUGUAUGUGUCUAGAUGGUGCGGUGGAAGUCCAGCACAUAGAUAUGGUCUCACCGCUUGCCUGUGGAUAGUUGAGGUCAAUGGAAAACUCACUCCUGACCUGGAUUCUUUUGUUGAAGUGACAAAGAGACUGGAGCACGGGGAGUUUGUUCGUAUAAGAAUAGUUGGGUUAAAUGGGAACCCUGAAGUGCACAAACUUAAGCAGGAUCUCCGUUACUGGCCUACAUGGGAACUAAAAUUCGACCCAAAGACAGCAUUAUGGAAACGGAGAACUAUCAAGGGACUAGAUGGUAGUAGCUGUAGAUGUCGAACACACACACAGAUGCCUAGGAACAACACUGAACUGUAAAGUUAGCAAGCCAAAUAUUCGCCAGUAGUCUUGAUUUUUGUUAUUCUUGUUCUUCCAAUUUUUGGGUGAACAACAUUCAUAAAUAGAGCAGUGAUCACAACGUGUAAAAAUUCAGUUUCCCUGUAAAGAAACUAUGAGGAAUUAAUUGAAGCUGUUGCAUUAUAAAAUGCCGGUGAAACUGUAGUACA